Priapulus caudatus is the source of this 3596-nucleotide messenger RNA. RefSeq names its product neuronal calcium sensor 2-like. The annotation marks the transcript as partial. Lineage: Eukaryota; Metazoa; Priapulida; Priapulimorpha; Priapulimorphida; Priapulidae. The record is from RefSeq and is a predicted model, not a curated record. The transcript is spliced from 2 exons. Gene Ontology annotation, molecular function: calcium ion binding.
CAAGACUGCCCGAACGGACAACUGACGAGGAAAAAGUUCCUGGAAGUCUACAAGCAGUUCUUCCCGUCGGGCAACGCCGAGACGUUCUGCGACCACGUCUUCCGCACCUUCGACCAGGACAACUCCGGCUCGAUCGACUUCCGGGAGUUCCUGCUGGCGAUCAACGUGACCUCUAGCGGCACGCCCGAGCAGAAGCUGAAGUGGGCGUUCCGCAUGUACGACGUCGACGGCAACGGGACGAUCGAGCUCAACGAGAUGGUGAAGAUCAUACAGGCCAUCUACGACAUGCUGGGAGCCGAGGUGACUCAGCAGCAGGACACGCCCGAGGCGCGCGCCAAGAUGAUCUUUGAGCGCAUGGAUGAGAACGGCGACGGACGACUAGAGGAGGACGAGUUCACGAAAGGUUGCCUAGGCGACGAGGAUCUAUACAAGAUACUGACGGCCAGUUAAGAGCCGCGCGUGCGAGCGCGCGUUUGUAGGCGGCGCCGCGUGUCGCUGCGAGCGAGGAGCGCCGCCAUCUUGGCGGACGCGAUGCUAGCGCCACUCGACGGGAUUUUUUUUGCCGCCGGGAUUUCUCCUCAAGAAAAGAAAGAAGGGAAGGAAGUAAAGAGAGGGAGAAGGGAAGGGAGAUAUAGGGGGUACGGAGAGGGAGGGAGAGAUAGGGGAAGGGAGAGAACGAGAGAGAGAGGGAAAGGGAGAGGUUUCCGAGACUAGCGUUGCAGACAAGGGGAACAGGUAAUCUCGGCCGUACUUGUGACUGUGGUGAUGUCGCGCGCUCGCGCCCCCCCCUCCCUGUAUUUGUCACUAUCCGUGUCAUCCCCCGCUCAUCAUGUGGGGGGGGUGUCCCACUCUCGUUCGCGCGGUUCCCUCGGUCGAUGCCGCAGUGCCAUCUAUCCGUGGCUUAUCUACUUAUUUAGGUACUUUGUACUACUUUGUAGGCUCGUGUAGUAUCGGUUCGUUCGUUACCGGAAAAGCUUUUUAACUUUUGUGAUUAAGGUCUUGUAAUCGCUUUGCGCGCGUGUCAGCGAUGUCUAUCUUACUAUCGGGGGUGGGGGGGUUAAUUUAACUGAGAAUUUUUUUCGGAUUAGUCUGCGAGAGAUAUAUGGAUACAUUAGAUUAUAUAUUACCGGUUUGUCAUUUCGAAUUUUAUGUAAUCACUUCACAUAGUGCUGCAUGCAUCUCCAGUUUUACGUCGGACGUAUGCUAUUCCUUCGUAAAUGAGUCAUUAUUUCACAAUUAUCGGGAAAUAACGGUUGUCGUGCCUGUAGAUUAAAUUUAUCCGUAGAACUGGAUGCAUGUGUUUUAUAUGCGCACGCGUGUGAAAAACCUUUCAAACUAUAAAUUUAAUAAUAAAAUGAUGUCGAAGCGUCAGAGUUUCACAUUUCUCCCACCAGGUGGCUGUGAUACGAUCUUAGUAUCUGUAGUGUCAUUGGCUUGCCUUCCGUUAGGGUUGAGCCUUGAAGCUGUCGACAUGUUCGUUCAUGUUUUAUGCUGUGACGGCACAGUUUGGUACCAAGCGAGGAACAAACUUCUUUUGUAAAUUAAGUACGAACCUUUAGGAUUGUACUUGUUUGCAUUCGGUUGGACGUCUCUCCGCAUUAAACUGUAUGUGCAUGUGCUGUUGUACGACUUUCUUUGUGACUAGCAACCUCUCUCUAUAUAUAUAAAUAUAAAUCGAAAAGUAUUUCGUUUGCAUAUAUAUAUAUAUAUAUAUAUAUAUAUAUUCCAGAUUUACUCCUUAUGGUAAUGGCAUACAAACGGCUCUGGUAUGGGAAAUAAUCUGAAUAGUACACUAUAUUUGACACCACGUUAUCAGAUCACUAUGUUAUUACAUAUGUGUAAGAUCAUAACGUGACCUAUCAGUCCUGCUGUUUCAUUCUCAAUUUAAUUAUAUUAUUUUAAUUAUAUUUAUUGGUGGCAUGAUUUUUUAUUCAUACUAUUAAUCCCGAUUUUUCUUCCAACAACCACACUCUGCCCCUUACUGUUUUGCUCUCGUCUCUCCCUCUCUAUUCCUUUCAUCCCUCUCCUUCUUUCCAUAUUUCUCUCCUCUUAUCCCCCCCCCAUCGUUCUCUCCCUGUUUGGUUCUCCCACUUCCCCCUCCCUUGCUAUACAUAUAGUGGUGAAAGUGGUGUGUUAUGCUAGAACAUUUUUAUAUUAUAGAUAUCGUGAAUUUAUUCGACUUCAAUAUAAGAUGUAUUAUUAUUGUUUAUAUAUAUAUAUAUAUAUAUAUACAUAUAUACAUAUAUAUUAUACAUACAAUUGGUACUAUAGAUUGGCACACAUUCCAUGCAUUGUGUAUAUUAUCACCGGUUUGCAUAUAUUAUAAUUAUACGAAUCUCGGGGCAUUCGAUCCACAUUCGAUCCGUCGUUUGCUAUGCAAUCAGAAAGUCUGGUACUCUUAGCUUCGUGGCCACCCACCCUUGCACGUGCGAGAAACAACCACCACGUCGAGGGGCGCGUGUAUAGCCUCAACUCACUAUUAACCAGCUCAAUUAAAAUUCUCCACGUUUAAACGUUUGAUCUUAGCGCGAAAAGCGGCAAAAUACGACUUUGAAUAAAAAAACGGGUGAGGGCAGGCAACGUCGCGUAUCUAGUGCGGAUCGUUUUUUAAGAACUCGAAACGGAAUCCACCGUACGGAUCGUACAUGUCGAUUACACGUGGAUAUUUCAGAGACGGGUAGUGUUGCCUUAUACGGUAUCUGGCGGUCUCCGCUUGUCAAAGGUCAAAGGUCAAGGUCAUUACUGAUCGACCACGAGGUCCCGCGUAUUUUCUCUCUUUUUUUUGUAUUCGAUGUCAUGCGUCUAGCUUUGUACAACAAGGAAGUCACGUGUCUCCCGUCGUCGUCGUCGUCGUCGUCGUCGUCGUCGUCGUCGUCGUCGUCGUCGUAUGUCGCAUUUAACUCAUUUGUCGUUUUGUACACUUCGCGUGUCUAACGUAACUGCCGUGACAUACCCACCCUUCCGUUUUUGACUGCGUGCGCUGGUAGACCAAUUAUCUCUCUAUUAUGCUAACUAUAUACUGUUAGCAGUAUAUAUACUGUUAGUAUUAUAGAGAUCAGCGUGCGAGACGUGAAGGUUUACGAACUAGACGACAGCGCCAUCUCUAGGGGAACUUCAUCAUGAAUAUCACUCGCGGCAAAAGGGAGAAGCGCUUGGUUGUGAUGUAGUCAAACUUAUAAUGCGCUGCUCUUCGUCUCUCUCGAAAUGCUCGAACGAAAAAAAUAUAUUAAAAAACAUUAAACCCCACCCAAAUAAAAUUUAAUCUUUCACACAUGAGGAGCGCUCGCUCACUACUAAUAUUUACUACCCGUUGGUAUGCUAACUAACCAUCCCUGGACCGUUGACAGGGCCUUCGAUGCAUCAUGUUCCUAUCGUAUCUUCUUAUCAAGACCGCAUGAAUGUUGCUGUUGAUAAUAUCGGACCAGUUUUGUGUGACAAGGUCGACUGUGACAAGCUCUCGUUGGUUGCGGUGACCUUCACUCUUGUAAUCGUGGCGUGUGUGUGAAUGACGUUUUUUUUCUUCUUUCUCCAAUCUGUAAUACCUGUAUAAGCGCUAUUGCAAUAAAAAAAAAAUCGCAAACCGUUGCUUGUCCUUA